AUGGGCCACAACACUCAGCCACUGGGUGGUUCCAAAGUUUGGACUACACUCAUAACAAACACUGAGUAUCUGUCGGGCCUUUUGACCCUUGAAUACUCUCUCAAGAAAGUGGGCUCCAAGUAUCCGCUCGUCGCUCUCUACACGGAUUCAUUUCCUGCCGAGGGUCAUCAGGCCCUGGAUUCACGGGGAAUUUUGAAACGACAUGUCCCUUACCUCCUGCCAUCAGUUUCAAAGGACUACACUAACGAUGUGCGCUUCUACGACUGUUGGAGCAAGCUCACCCCAUUUUCGCUUACCGAGUAUGAUCGUGUCGUGCAGCUCGACAGUGACAUGGUAGCACUCCAGAAUAUGGAUGAAUUGAUGGAUCUCGAGUUGGAUGCACCGGAAUUGGCUGGCACGGGAAACCGAGUGUUCGCCGCCAGCCAUGCCUGUGUCUGCAACCCGCUUCAGAAACCUCAUUACCCCAAAGACUGGAUCCCGGCCAACUGUGCCUAUACUAGCCAGCAUAACACCCCUGACAUCGCGCAAACAGCCGGUGCCUCGGCCACUGCGGGCCUGGGGAUCCCGAAUGGAGGUCUCCAGGUGGUGAAUCCAUCUCAAGGAACCUAUGAGAAGAUCAGUACGCAGCUCGGUUCUGCUACAACAUCGAGCUACGAUUUCGCCGAUCAGUCCCUGCUUGGAGAUGUAUUUUACGGCCGAUGGGUUGCCCUUCCGUAUAUUUACAAUGCACUCAAAACCUUGCGGUGGAAGGGCGUUCACGAUGCUAUCUGGCGGGACGAGAAUGUGAAGAACGUACAUUACAUUCUCAGUCCGAAACCAUGGAAUGAAUUGGCAGACAAUCAAGAGCAAGGAGGCUCUAAGUCGACUCAAGACCCGUCUCACGCAUGGUGGAUAUCAUUGAAUGAAGAGAGGUUGAAGGAGGAACGCAAUAAUGGCCUGAAUGACCAAUUUUGA
Molecule: messenger RNA, 954 nt
Organism: Penicillium canariense
Lineage: Eukaryota; Fungi; Ascomycota; Eurotiomycetes; Eurotiales; Aspergillaceae
Product: glycosyltransferase family 8 protein
Exons: 3
Coding region: 1-954 (317 amino acids)
Molecular function (GO): glycosyltransferase activity
Source: RefSeq, a predicted model, not a curated record